CUUGUUCCUCGGGGCAUGGAGAUUCGUUAAUUGUGGAUGUAAGCUUCACACAGACUUGUCAGCGACCUGCAGUCUGGCUGGAGAUGUGUGAGAGGAAACAAAAAAAAAUCCUGAAACUGUGAGUCGUGUAGAGAUCGGGGGUAGCUCGCCAGCUGUUCCAUUUAUUGAACCUAAUGGCUUCAGACACUUGUUUGCAUCGAUGGGAUAUAUUCGCCUUUUGGAUUUACAUUCUCGUGGGAGGACAAUAAAAGACUUUAAAUUAGAAUACACGAAUAUCACUAAAAGGCUGCUUUAAACGCCACCAAACGCUGUACAACGCACCCUCUACCCCCACUAUCCCACCUCACGACAUAUGAAGAAGUGUUUGCUCAUGACGGGGACGCACACAGUACACGCUGUUUUCUUCCAGCACCUUUGCACGGUGCUGUGAGUUUCUGGCCGGAGACAGUCUGACGCUGCGCAGCCGGGGCAUGCUGAAGAGCCGCUGCUGCGUCCUGCUCGGUGACCUGCGGGUGCUCCUGCUCGGGCCACCGGCACCGCCGACACCGCUGCCUCCGCUGACCCCCAUGAGCGGCCAAACUACUGAAAGCCACGAGACUGCCGUCGUCGUCCCCGACAACAACAACACGUUAACGCGGAGCCACCAGCACGCAGGGGACCGGGUCGCCCCACCUGCAGCAGGAGCCACCGGGCCACCGGGCGGAGAGCGAGCGGGCUGGGUUGAUGCUGCAGAGCUGUCGGCUGCCCUGCGCGGCUGCAGCAGCUCCUCUGAUGACUGCUCGAAGGGCAAACUGGAGGAGAGGUUCUCCCUCACCAGCUACACGGAAAGUGGCUUCAGGACGCCCGUGUGCAGGAUCUGCUUCCAGGGACCAGAACACGGGGAGCUCCUGAGCCCGUGUCGGUGCUGUGGGUCAGUACGCUGCACCCACCAGCCCUGCCUCAUCAAAUGGAUCAGCGAGAGAGGUUCCUGGGCCUGUGAACUCUGCUACUACAAAUAUCAGGUCAUUGCCAUAAGCACCAAGAACCCACUACAGUGGCAGGCCAUCUCUCUGACAGUGAUAGAGAAAGUGCAGAUAGCAGCGGCCAUCUUGGGCUCCCUGUUCCUGAUGGCCAGUAUCUCCUGGCUGGUGUGGUCGUCUUUCAGCCCGUCAGCCCGCUGGCAGCGCCAAGAUCUGCUUUUCCAGAUCUGCUACGGCAUGUACGGCUUCAUGGAUGUCGUCUGCAUCGCGCUAAUUGUCCAUGAGGGACCUUCUGUGUUUCGUAUCUUCCACCGCUGGCAGGCUGUGAACCAGCAGUGGAAGGUCCUGAAUUACGAUAAGUCUAUGGACAGCGAGGACCUGAAGAACUCCACUGUGGACAGGACUGUGUCUCAGCCCAGCCCGGGCUAUCAGACUGGGGUAGGAGUGUCCACCUCCACCUCUUCGCUGAUGGUGGUAGCCUCCACAGCCGCUGGCUCCACUUCUACAACCGUGGUGACGGCCGCAGGAGGACUGGGAACACAUGUGGACCCCAGUAGCGGCAGCACAGUGCCGGACCAACACUGUCCCUACAACAUCCUCCACCUCCUCAGCCACCUGAGGCAGCCGGAGGCUCGCAGCCAACCCAGCAAUAGCACACGAGAGCUGGUCAUGAGAGUCACUACAGUCUGAGGAGUCAGUUGAGGCCUUAUCUCACAUGGAGAUGAAAGAUUUAUGAACCAGCUGACAGUUGACAAAAAAAAUCUUAUCGUAACUGCACUGGAUUAAUACCAUGUUGUUGUUUGUUUCAAAAUGCAUCUCUGAUGUCCAUACAUGGAUUGAAUAAAAGUCAAAGUUGUUUGAUUUG
Morone saxatilis (striped sea-bass) is the source of this 1824-nucleotide messenger RNA. It is a transcript of the gene marchf4b, whose product is annotated as membrane-associated ring finger (C3HC4) 4. The coding region runs from base 471 to 1649 and encodes 392 amino acids. Gene Ontology annotation, molecular function: zinc ion binding; ubiquitin-protein transferase activity. The transcript has 5 exons. NCBI's taxonomy places the organism in Eukaryota, Metazoa, Chordata, Actinopteri, Moronidae. The record is from RefSeq and is a predicted model, not a curated record. Gene Ontology annotation, biological process: protein ubiquitination.